This is a messenger RNA of Cucumis sativus (cucumber), 760 nucleotides long. RefSeq lists its product as uncharacterized. NCBI's taxonomy places the organism in Eukaryota, Viridiplantae, Streptophyta, Magnoliopsida, Cucurbitales, Cucurbitaceae. The coding region runs from base 28 to 612 and encodes 194 amino acids. The record is from RefSeq and is a predicted model, not a curated record. The transcript is spliced from 3 exons.
UUUAUUUUAUUUUUGUUGUAAAGAAGGAUGAAGAACAAUCCUCUUCUUCUAAAGUCUAUGAAUCACAUUUCAAUAGUUUGCAAUUCAGUGGAGAAAUCUUUGGAAUUUUAUCAGAAAGUUCUUGGGUUUUAUCCUGUUAAAAGACCUGCCUCCUUUACCUUCCAUGGUGCAUGGUUGUACAGCUAUGGGAUGGGAAUACAUCUUCUUCAAUCUGAUGAACCUGAUAACAUACCCAAGAAAAGAGUCAUCAACCCUAAAGACAAUCAUCUUUCAUUUCAGAGUGAAAACAUGUCCACAACAGAGAAGCAAUUGAAAGAGAUGAGAAUCGAGUACGUAAAGUGUGAGGUGGAAGACGAGGGGAUCUUCGUUGACCAGCUCUUCUUCCACGACCCCGAUGGCCUAAUGAUCGAAAUUUGCAACUGUGAGAACCUCCCCAUCUUACCGGUGUCAGGAGGUGGUGACUCCCCUACCACGGCCACCAACGCAGCUCGUUUCUGCAGUAUUCAACAAGCAGAGGAACAACAAAAGCUAAAACAAAUUCAAAGCGCCACCGUUCAAAGGAUGCAACUCCAGCAACUUCUCAUCAACAUCCCAUGCAACGCCUGGACAUGAAAACUAAACUAUAUAUAUUGUCUUCCUUUAUUAUUUUGUAUGUUGUUUUACAUGUUCAUCAAAUCAUUAUCAUCCUGGUUACGUUUAUUUAAAAUGAUAAAAGGGAAAAUUAUGAAUUUGAUUGCAAUCAACUGAUUCUUUUUUGUUA